Molecule: messenger RNA, 165 nt
Organism: Phytophthora nicotianae INRA-310
Lineage: Eukaryota; Oomycota; Peronosporomycetes; Peronosporales; Peronosporaceae
Exons: 1
Coding region: 1-165 (54 amino acids)
Source: RefSeq, a predicted model, not a curated record
AUGAAGGAAAAACAUACAAGGAGCAUCGAGUUGGUCAAGUUGCAGGAUGCAGAUUGUCUGCGACAGAAGGAGUGUACGUGUGGAGCGUUGUCUUCAUCCAUGGAGAUUCGCUGGAAUAUCAAGUCGAGGAACUGGCCCAUGCAGUUCGGCGCGCUCAUGCACUAG